AUGGGUGACAAGAAGGGCGGCGGCGAUGAGAUCAACUUCCCGGAGGAGAGUGCGUUCAUGCAGCGGAAGAUCGAGGUGCUGCAAUACAGGAUCAUGAUGAAGGACGAGCAGAUUCUGGCCUGCCGCAAAUCUGAGGAUGAGCUGAGGAAGCGCAUCGCAGAGCUUGACAAGGCUUUCGAUGACGAAGCCGUCCGGUGCAGAGAACACACAGCAGAAAUGAGUCGGCAGUAUCGUGAGAUGCAGGACUCUUUCAACCAAACCAUCGAUGAGACGCAGAAAAAGGUUUCAGAAAAGAAGGCGGAGAUCGAAUCGGUGAUAAAGGAGACGGAGCAAGUCCGAGUGGAAAAAGACGAGAUCCUGCGUCAGAAGGAUCACGAGAUCGCUUCCCUGUCAUCGAAGAUGGAGACCAUGGCCUUCGAGUUCGCAGACAUGCUCAAGGAGACAUUGGACAAGAUGAGCCAGCGCAUCGAGGCCCGCAGCACCAACAUAUCGGAUGCCUUGCCCUAG
Molecule: messenger RNA, 507 nt
Organism: Symbiodinium sp. CCMP2456
Lineage: Eukaryota; Dinophyceae; Suessiales; Symbiodiniaceae
Source: the annotation of a GenBank genome assembly